Drepanopeziza brunnea f. sp. 'multigermtubi' MB_m1 is the source of this 1188-nucleotide messenger RNA. RefSeq lists its product as uncharacterized. The record is from RefSeq and is a predicted model, not a curated record. Lineage: Eukaryota; Fungi; Ascomycota; Leotiomycetes; Helotiales; Drepanopezizaceae.
AUGAGUGCUGCCGUUCCAGGAAAUCCGGACACUGGACGAAAUCAAGAAAUUACAUCCUUACCCGCCGUUAUUUCUGCACCGACGACAGCUUCUUCCUUUCCAGCUACGUCCAGCUCAGCUGUCGCGACCUCGAAAUCGGCAUUAUUGAAGAUGGGAGACACGCAUGCAUUAAUCAUUGGCACAGUUACUGGUGGCGUGGGGGCAUUAAUAUUGAUUUGCGUGGUGACACUGUGUUUUGUAAACCGGAGAAAGAAGCAACGGAAGGAGAAGAAAGCUGGAGCAGAGCCCGUCUCGUACAUUGGAGUCAACCAGGCCUUUGCCGGAGUUCCUUUUAGACAAUCGCAGCUGAGCAGCCAGCUCUCCCCGAGACCGUUACUCCAGGCCUACCCGAACAGUGCUUUGAGUCCGGGGCUGCGGAGCGACAAACAAUGGCCUUCAUUCCGGGACAACGAGCGCGACGACAUAGCCGACCAGUAUUUUGCAUCACCACUUCCCUCACCAGCACACCCCCCAGACAGCUCACGCGACCACGCCUCAGUACAAGCACGUUCACACUUUGAAAAGCCCACAAACAUAGGCCGGCACUCCCGCUCGAAUAGCACAGGCUCUCAACUCACGCUCCACGAUCUCAGCGAGGCACAUGUCCUAUCUGUACACGGCCCUCUUUCCCCCGGAUUCCAACUUCCAGACUUUGAGUUUCAAAGCCAACGAGACACCAUGGGAACCCAACGAGACACCAUGGGUUUUCCCAUUGACGCCCCCCAGCCAAUUGUUCCCAACCCAGGACAAACCCAACUUAACUCCAUGACGCCUGUACUCCUCGCCCCUAAACCACUGCAUCCGCCCACUUCUCAAGACCCCCUAGAACGAGUUGUCCGGGACCGUACGCUCACAUCAAGUCCUGCGCCGAGCAUAUCUGCAUCAGACCGUGUGCGAGUUCUAAGCACAGAAUUUCGCCAAGAUAGCCCGAUAUUGGGCAUGCAAGGCUCGCAGGUCGUUAUACGAGAGUCAGCGGCACCAAGAGUGCCUUCCGGGCUAGGCUUUGGGCUGGGUGCCGACGAUACUCGGACGACUGUGUCUUACAUAAGCACUAUGAGCCCCGUAGUCCGCGACGGAGAACUGGAGAGUCCACGGAUGGGCGCAAGACCGCAGCCGUUGCAAAUCAAACCGUACCAAGAUGCAAUCUAA